This is a messenger RNA of Solanum tuberosum (potato), 1990 nucleotides long. RefSeq names its product autophagy-related protein 18c-like. The transcript is spliced from 6 exons. Bases 409 to 1728 code for a protein of 439 amino acids. Lineage: Eukaryota; Viridiplantae; Streptophyta; Magnoliopsida; Solanales; Solanaceae. Gene Ontology annotation, molecular function: protein binding. The record is from RefSeq and is a predicted model, not a curated record.
UGUGUAUAAUAUAUAGGUUCACCUUCUCAUCUCCCUCUCCGCUGCUCCACCGGCGAGACCCGAGCCGUACUCUUCCCUCCUCUCUCAGCCCCUCCACUGCCCAGAACCGUCUGUAACUGCCACCGCCGCCGUUUGGCUAUGGCCGGUGGACCACCGAACAACCAAAAUAUAUCUCUUCUGCCAAACCACUAAAGAGACCACCGCCUUUCUCAUCUCUUCCUCCUCUUCUCUCCCUCCGUCCUUUCUCUCUCAUAUCCAUCUCUGAGACAGCGGCUGAUCCACCGCCGUCUAUGUCGGCGUGACCACCGCUUCUGUUUGAUGUCCGCAACGGCGUGAACACCGCCCCACAGUGACAACGACAACCACCGUGGUCAAGUCCAAAUCGAUCAGGCAUUUCCAGAUUAUCAUAUGCGAGCCCCUACAAUCUUACAUGAACUUCAAAGGACAGAUUUCCAUAGCUUCUGUUUGCAUUUGGUUAUGACUACUCUAUCAUCGCCCAAUAGUUCAACUGUUUCACCUUCUCGAGGGACAAUUUCUCCAGCAGCCUUUGGGACAUAUGAAUCUCCCAUGCCUGGGGACUCUCAUUCUGGCCAUUCUGAACUGGCGAUCAGUGAUAAUGAUGAAACAGAGCUACACUUUGUAUCAUGGAAUCAGGAUUACAGUUGCUUUGCUGCUGGCACAAGUCGUGGCUUUCGUGUGUAUAACUGUGAUCCUUUCAAAGAGACUUUCAGACGCGAUCUGAAAAGUGGUGGAUUUGGAAUAGUGGAGAUGCUGUUCCGAUGCAAUAUUUUAGCACUUGUGGGUGCCAAGGCCAACACUCAAUACCCACCUAAUAAAGUUAUUAUAUGGGAUGAUCAUCAAAGCCGGUGCAUAGGUGAAUUUUCAUUUAGGUCUGAGGUUCGUGCAGUGAAACUAAGACGGGAUUGUAUUGUUGUAGUUCUUGAGCACAAGAUAUAUGUCUACAACUUUAUGGAUCUGAAGCUUCUUCAUCAGAUAGAGACUGUGGCCAAUCCUAGGGGACUUUGCUGCCUCUCGCACCAGUUAAAUACAUCUGUAUUGGCUUUCCCAGGCCUUCGAAGAGGACAGAUCCGGGUUGAACAUUUUGGCCUGAAUAUGACAAAGUUAAUCAAGGCACAUGAUUCUCAGAUAGCAUGCCUAACCUUGACAAUUGAUGGGCUGCUUCUUGCAACAGCAAGCACUCGGGGAACUUUGAUAAGACUCUUCAACACCAUUGAUGGGACUCAGUUGCAAGAGGUGCGUAGAGGGGUUGACAGAGCGGAUAUCUGUAGUAUUGCUCUAUCACCAAAUGUUCAGUGGUUGGUCGUCUCAAGCGACAAAGGUACUAUCCAUGUAUACAGCCUUAGAGUACGUAUUGUUGGGGAGGAUGCUUCAGCUGAUGCAGCUGUUAGAACUCCAACGUUGUUGUGUCAGAAUUCAUCAGCUUCUCUUGAUGCACUUAUUUCUCCAAGUACUGGAGCCAACCCUGGUUCAUCACUGUCUUUCAUGAAAGGAGUUUUGCCAAAAUACUUUAGCUCUGAAUGGUCAUUUGCUCAAUUUCACUUGCCAGAAUGUACCCAGUACAUUGCUGCGUUUGGUUCUCAGAACACCAUUAUAACUGCUGGCACUGAUGGAAGUUUCUAUAGGUGCAGCUUCGAUCCUGUGAAUGGAGGAGAGAUGGUACAGCAGGAAUAUGUCCGCUUUCUGAAAACAGAAAGUAGGCCGAGAUAGUUCUGUUCCAAAAGAAGUACUUUCCUUGUAAAUAAAUCUGAUGUUUUAUCUAUUGUGAAAAGAAGGGAAACAAACACCAGUUGAUAAGCUGUGUUUGCUGACUAAUGUGUAUAUAAUGGCUCUCUAUAAAGUGUUCAGAUUAUCCCGUAUUUUUUAUACUAAUGUACUUAGAUUAUCCCGUGUUUUUUAUACUAAUGUACUUUAUUCUGUACUAAUACUUGGAAUGAUGCGUCAUCAUCACUGUAUAUUAAUAAUUGCUUCA